This is a messenger RNA of Lycium barbarum (goji berry), 1023 nucleotides long. RefSeq lists its product as uncharacterized. The transcript has a single exon. Bases 1 to 1023 code for a protein of 340 amino acids. The record is from RefSeq and is a predicted model, not a curated record. Lineage: Eukaryota; Viridiplantae; Streptophyta; Magnoliopsida; Solanales; Solanaceae.
AUGCCAGAUAUACCGAAGUACGACGAAACUACUGACCCCCAAGAGCACAUCACUGCAUACACGUGUGCUAUUGCCGGCAAUGAUCUCGAGGACGAUGAGAUCGAAUCAGUAAGUUUGAAAAAAUUCGGUGAAACCUUAACCAAAAGGGCUAUGCAAUGGUACUGUUCAUUACCCCAACAUUCCAUUCCAUCCUUCGAGUUAAUUGCGCAUGCCUUCGUAAAAGCUCACGCAGGGGCACGGAAGGUGCAAGCACGGAAGGUGGACUUAUUCAAGAUUUUCCAAAGGGACGAUAAGCGGCUUAGAGAGUUCGUUACCAGGUUCCAGCAGGAAAGAAUGUUGUUACUCCCGGUCCCUGACGAAUGGGCCACCCAAGCAUUCACGAAGGGACUUAAUCCAAGAAGUUCCAACGCUUCCCUCAAACUGAAGGAGAAAUUGUUGGAAUUCAAUGCUACUACUUGGGCUGAUGUGCACAACAGGUACGAAUCAAAAAUCAGAGUAGAGGAUAAUCAGUUUGGCCUCCUACCGGGUCCGGUAACCCGGAUAAGGAACGACAAAUCAAAAAGGGCAUUUGAACCGGAGUACAAUCCACCGGAAAGGUAUCACCCUUACCCAUUUGUGAGGCCCCAUUUCGGAUCGAAGAAAAGCAAGAGUAACCCAGGUCUCAGUAUGAACCGAGAAGACAGGCGUAUUUACCAAGGAGAUAGACGGAUUGAUCGAGAUUCAUCAAGCAGAGGUCUCCAGUACAAAACCAACUCCUCCACAGCAUCACAUACGGGAGAAAACCCUAGAUUAUCGAAAUAUAAUUUUAAUGUUGACUCCUCAACCCUGGUGGCAGCCAUUGGAAAGAUAGAAGGGGCGACAUGGCCGAAGCCGCUCCGAACCAACCCUUCACAACGGGAUCCAAAGUUGAUAUGUGACUAUCACAGUACACAUGGGUAUCGGAAUGACGAUUGCAGAGAGUUGAGGGAUGAAGUGGCACGGUUACUCAAGAACGGUCAUCUUAGAGAAUGCUUGAGUGAAUGA